UUUCUAUACCGGCAGUGCUCAGUGUUAACAUUUUUUUUAAUGAUCAUACAUCGCGUGCCGUUCGGAAGGACGCCAGUAAUAUGUGCUGCGGGGCAGUGUUGGUACGCGAAGUGAAACAAGUAGGCCGGCCAUGAAACAGAGACAUCUAGCGGAGAAUGUCCGGGGGCAGGUGCUGAAGAAUCAGAGACUGCGACUCGACGUGCGGAACGAGACAUGAGUGCACACAGUUAAAAAAACUAAGAAAAAAAACUUUAAAUUAAAUAAAUCAAACACAUAACGCCAAAUUGCGCUUGCUUCCAAUAUCGUUUUCUCAUACUGAAACAUAUCGUAUAUAAGGUUAAAAAGUUCAAUUAGAAUUAAAAAUAUAAAUAUAGUUUCGCGCCUUUUCUUGUGCCUAUCUUAAUCCAAUUCUAAAUCAUCUCUAGUGAGAUAAAAUCAAAUCUUAUACUGUGAUGGGACUAACGUAAAAGUGAUAUCGAUGUUCGACGAGUAAACGUGAACUUUCUUUCGGCUAUUUGUAUAUAAAUUAGAAUAGUCACGCUAGAAUAGAGUUCUAAAGUUGCUCGAAUUAAUCCUAAAUAAUAAAUUAAAACUGUAUGUGAACUGGGGCGUGAAAAAGUAAACUGUGUAUAGUGAGUUUGUGUGAAAUCUUAGCCUAGGAGCUAAGUCGUGUUUAAAACCCGCGUUUUUCAACGGCCUCAAAGCUGGCAAGUAUGCAGGCAGCUCUUAUGCUAAGAGCCAAAUCGCGGGAAAGAAAAAAACAACGUUUGAAGCGAGGAAUCAAGAAUGAAUUGCCAAGCAAUGUGGCGACUAAACCAAUCGCGCCGUUCCCGAGAUACCCGCCGGCGUCCUGGUGCGCGGCUGGUCGCGCGGCCUGGCAGGAGGCGGCGGCGCUGUCGGUGGGCGGCGGCGGCGCGGGCGCGGGCGGCGCCGCCCGCCGCUGCUCCGUGCUCGGCGACCACCCGGGCGCGCGCCGCGACCCGCGCGGCAAGUGGCACCGCACCAACCGGGUCCGAGAUGCCUCAUACGGGUCAUCGUCGGACUCGGACGGGGAGCUGGAGGGAGCGAGCGGGGAGCCCUGGGGCGUCGCGAGGCUUCUGUACGCGGGGCUGGCCAUUCUCGCUCUUGGCCUCGUCGUGUACUUCGUCGGCACCGGAGACAAGGGUUUCAAAACACCAGCGCUACGUCUGGUGGGCCCGUCACUCAUCGUGGCCGGCCUUUCGUGUUGCUUGCUGCGUAUUAUGUUUUGUAUUUUCGCCAAGCCUUGUUGCAGGCGGAGGACCAACCACAAGGAGAACAGAAGACUGUCCGGUUGCGUGGAAGGCGAAGAGAUGCCGCUGGCGAGGUGCCCAAGCACACGUCAGGGACCAGCGCAGUGUUCGCCGGCGCGACGCCUCGACGCGUCCUCGUGCGACGUGUCCAGCCUGUCCAGCGGCGAAGAGGACGAGCGUCUGCGGCGAUACCGCACGGCCAACGCGACCUCCACACACUUGCAGCCGCAGACUGUUCACGUACAGCCAGCGGGGUCGCAGCCAGGAUCGCAGCCAGGUUCGCAACCAGGGUCGCAGCCGGGGUUGCAGCCAGGGUCGCAACCGGGGUCGCAGCCGGGUUCGCAGCCAGGGUUGCAGCCAGGGCCGCAGCCAGGCGUGCAGCCCGGGCCGCAGCCAGGGUCACAGCCAAGGCCGCCGCCGUCGCUCCAGUCGGCGCAGCAGACGGCAGGCAAGAGGCCGCCCCCGAGGAACGUGUCCUUCGCGGGCGGCCCCGACGGCGAGCUGGUCCUCAGCCCCGCGCAGUUACGCUCCUAACCCACAAGCAAUAAACAUUGUCGCAAUACUUUUUAUACGAACUAUGACUAUGAUCGGCCAAAGCGAUAUGUGUGGCGGCAAGUGGAGAUCAAUUUUGCACGUUUGAUAUA
This is a messenger RNA of Maniola jurtina (meadow brown), 1915 nucleotides long. RefSeq lists its product as uncharacterized. Lineage: Eukaryota; Metazoa; Arthropoda; Insecta; Lepidoptera; Nymphalidae. The record is from RefSeq and is a predicted model, not a curated record. The coding region runs from base 714 to 1805 and encodes 363 amino acids. The transcript is spliced from 7 exons.